AGAGGCUGGCCUGAUCUGCGAGGGACACGGCGAUCUGCUGGUAGUGACGGUUUGGGGGAGGGGCAGUCAGAUUGAUAUACCUGUUCGAGUUGAGACUGCAGGCGAUGCACCUAGUCAUUAUUUAAAUAUCGCACUUGGCUCUGGCUCCCAUUCUUCAGCUGCAAGGGAUCAGGGCAAGUGUAACACCACGCCUGUCCAUAAAUUUAAAGCCUAAACCAGCGUGCCUAGCGGAUUAUGAACGCCUUCGGACAGCAAGCUCCGCCAAAUGCUUCCCCUCAUCAACUUUCCAGCGCACAGGAUAUCUUGGACAUGGCCCUAUACUGCGACAACUUCAGCAUGUACCCGCAGAAUCUACACCAUCACCACCCUCAGCGACCCUCUCCCCACCCACCGAGCUAUGGGCUGGCCGACUACACCAACCCGACCACCAACCCCUACCUUUGGCUCAACGGACCGGCCAUUAACUCUCCUCCUUAUCUUCCAGGGAGCAAUGGAGCUGCUUACAUCCCGUCGGGUUACGGGACUGGCCAGCGCCAAUUCCUGUCAACCCCCUCGGGCUUCGGAGGGACUGAGCUGGGAUGGCUGUCCCUACCCAGCCAGCAAGAACUUUUCAAAAUGGUGCGUCCCCCUUACUCCUACUCCGCACUCAUCGCUAUGGCCAUCCAGAACGCGGCCGACAAGAAACUGACGCUCAGUCAGAUUUACCAGUACGUGGCCGAGAAUUUCCCCUUCUACAAGAAAAGUAAAGCGGGCUGGCAAAACUCCAUCCGCCACAACUUGUCUCUCAACGACUGUUUCAAAAAGGUUCCCAGGGACGAGGAUGAUCCAGGUAAAGGUAACUACUGGACCUUGGAUCCCAACUGUGAAAAAAUGUUUGACAACGGGAAUUUCAGGAGGAAGAGGAAACGCAGAUCCGACACCACAGGUCCCAGUGACCACGGGGCUGCCGAUAAGACGGACGACACCAGACCUUCAGACACAGUCAGCGUCCUUGAUUCUACUUCCCCCGGACUGGAGAGCUCCCCGGGAACCGCAAGCGAUUCGAAACCUUCGCCUCCUCCAAGCAUGCAAUCCAAUCCCUGCUUUAGUAACUUUGUGACCAAUAUGAGUUCUAUGAUCAGUGGGAACAAUGGGAUGAACAGGCCGAUUUCCUCAAGCGGAUUGAUGGGAGAUUUAUCGCAAGGUCGACAAAACCUGUCCGGACUCAAUUCAUAUUCACCUUCACAUAACUCAAUACACAACACAGUGGACAUCCACAAUCGAUUGAAUUACUAUCAAUCCACUGUUCCAAAUCAACAAACUGGACUUAGCGGCCCCCUCUGCAACUUCAGCGUCAAUAAUCUAAUCUACAGCAGAGAGGGCACGCAGGUUUAACAGGAAAAAUUGGAAAUACAAAGUGUAAAAAAAACCUAGAGAGAAACAGAGAAAAUACUUUUUUAUAUAUAGAGAAUAACUUUGUAAGUAAUAUGUCUAGUGUAGUUUGCUGUAAACAGUUUGAUCUCGUGUGUUAAAAGUGCCCUUAAUACCGAUGUAAAGCAUCAAUAGAACAAUGUUUACUUUUAACUGGCCUUUCGUCACAAAUCAUUUGUUUACAUAAGCAACACUAUGCAAAAUGAUAUAUUUUAAAAGCCGAAUUGUCAAACGAACAUUGUUUCAAUCGCGUAGACGGCAAAUAAUGCAAUAAGCAAACAAUAAAUUAAUUAUUUUUAGAUGAAUACGUAAUGUAUCUAUUGGUCACAGAUUUUUGUUCUGGGGGGCUGUUAUCCAUUGACGGACACUGAAAAUUACAUAGUUUUGUAAAGCUGAAAUUCCAAGUCUUCCGAAUUAAUUUUUUAUGAUGAAGGCAUUUGACCUUGCGUUCACGAAACUGUUUAACUGACCUGUAUGUAUUUGGCGCAGUCUCUCUCUGUCUGAUAAUUCUGCUCCGUGGUGCUAAAGUUGUGUUGCAACAUUUCACUUGCAUUCUCUGUAGUUAAACUGCCAUUC
Hypanus sabinus (Atlantic stingray) is the source of this 1986-nucleotide messenger RNA. RefSeq names its product forkhead box i1 (gene foxi1). The coding region runs from base 235 to 1374 and encodes 379 amino acids. Gene Ontology annotation, molecular function: RNA polymerase II cis-regulatory region sequence-specific DNA binding; DNA-binding transcription factor activity, RNA polymerase II-specific. Gene Ontology annotation, biological process: cell differentiation; anatomical structure morphogenesis; regulation of transcription by RNA polymerase II. The record is from RefSeq and is a predicted model, not a curated record. The transcript is spliced from 2 exons. Lineage: Eukaryota; Metazoa; Chordata; Chondrichthyes; Myliobatiformes; Dasyatidae.